AUGAGACUCGCAGAAUCAUCCACGGCCACCGCGCUGGCUGCAGCUGCUGCCGUAUCGGCGGCUUCAUACGAAACAUGCUGCACUCGCCUCGCCUCCGCGCUCGGCGACAUCGUCACCACCACGCCCUUUGCCGCGACUGACUACUUCUCGAUCCAGGAGUCGUCCCUUGUGCCGGCGUGUAUCGUGCGACCGCGUUCCGCACAGGAUGUUAGCAAGGCUGUGACGAUCCUCACCUCGUCGCAAUCGCGGGUGCCCGGAUGCCAGUUCGCCGUCAAGGGCGGCGGCCACACACCGGCUGGAGGCGCCGCCAACAUCCAGGGCGGCGUCACCAUCGACAUGAAGUAUCUGAACACGACGGUGCUGAGCAAGGACAAGGCCUCAGUGGCCGUCGGGGCUGGCGCCGUCUGGAACGAUGUUUUCGGCUACCUAGGCAAUUUCAAUCUUGCUGCUGCUGGCGGAAGAAACGGCGGCGUUGGUGUGGGCGGGCUGCUCCUGGGUGGUGGCAUCUCGCAUUUCUCGCCGCGUGUUGGAUGGGCGUGUGAUGGUGUUGUUGAGUUUGAGGUCGUCCUCGCAAACGGCACCCUCGCGACAGUCUCCGCGACCAGCCACCCCGACCUGUAUCGCGCCCUCAAGGGAGGGGGAAACAAUUUUGGCGUCGUAACGCGCUAUGAGCUGGCGACGUUUGCGCAGGGCAACAUGUCGGUCAACACCAUCUCGUACGACGUAUCCCAGGUCGGCGCCGUAUUCGACGCCUUCACCGACAUCGCCGCCUCGCCAAACUUCGACCCCUACGUGUCCCUCCAGGCGGAUCUGCUGUUCUCCUCGGCGGCCAAGGCGUGGUCGGUGACCGGCUCAGCCAGCUACACCAAGCCCGUGCUUCACCCGGCGGUGUUCAGCGGCCUCGAGGCCGUGCCAAGCAUCUCCAACACCUCCGAGAUCACGGCCGUGGCUGCGCUGGCUGCGGAGGCUCCCACUCCACCACUGAACUGGUUCUUCGCCACGCUAACCUUUGGCACAUCGAGCGAGGCCAUGCUGGGCAUUUUCAAUGCUCUCAAUGAAUCCAUUUACAACUUCAAUCCUGCCGGCGGAAUCACGUGGAGCUUUGCUUUUGAGCCUCUUCCAUCUGUGAUGCUUUCACAUUCCGCUGCCACCGGUGGAAAUGUUCUCGGGGUAGAGUCCAAGGAUGGCAAUGGCGUUAUCCUUCUCAUCUCUGCUCUCUGGCCGAACUCGACCUCCAACGACUCCAUUUACCGAAAAGGCCGAGACGCCUUUACGGCUGUUAAGACGGUCGCUGAGCAGAAAGGAGUGCUGCGCAAGUUUGAGUAUCUAAACUACGCAGGUCCGCAUCAGACACCGCUGGCGUCUUAUGGAGCUGACAACUUGAACUUCCUCCGCCAGAUCAGCAAAAAGUAUGACCCGACCGGAGUUUUCCAGAGCAAGGUGUCUGGUGGCUUCAAGUUGUGGUAA
This is a messenger RNA of Trichoderma gamsii, 1467 nucleotides long. RefSeq lists its product as hypothetical. The record is from RefSeq and is a predicted model, not a curated record. Bases 1 to 1467 code for a protein of 488 amino acids. NCBI's taxonomy places the organism in Eukaryota, Fungi, Ascomycota, Sordariomycetes, Hypocreales, Hypocreaceae. The transcript has 5 exons. Gene Ontology annotation, molecular function: FAD binding; oxidoreductase activity.